Molecule: messenger RNA, 3577 nt
Organism: Anguilla anguilla (European eel)
Lineage: Eukaryota; Metazoa; Chordata; Actinopteri; Anguilliformes; Anguillidae
Product: 1-phosphatidylinositol 4,5-bisphosphate phosphodiesterase delta-1-like
Exons: 15
Coding region: 237-2492 (751 amino acids)
Biological process (GO): phosphatidylinositol-mediated signaling; lipid metabolic process
Molecular function (GO): phosphatidylinositol-4,5-bisphosphate phospholipase C activity; calcium ion binding
Source: RefSeq, a predicted model, not a curated record
GUCUUAGCUUCGAAUACGUCCCAACAGAUCAGAGUGCCCGGAGACAUCUCGCCUCAAGUUUACUUUACGCCGUCCUCUUCUAUGUCGCAUUCGACCAGUUCGUUGAAAAGACACAUUUCAUUCAGAAACCACUCGGUAUCUGCUUGGUUUGUUCCUACGAGCGUGGAUAGAUAUCGCAUUUUUUGGAGAUUUAACACCUAAGUGGAGGUUGGCAAUCCAAUUCUACAGUCAGAAAUAUGGAAUCAAAUGGCAUAGCUGGAAAACACGGUAUGGAGGGAGACUCGGACCUGCAGUUCCUGCUGACUGGAGGGGACCUGCUGAAGGUGCGAUCCAGCUCCUGGAAGAAAACCCGCUUCUACAAGCUCCAGGAGGACUGCAAGACCAUAUGGCACGAGUCGCACAAGACCCUCAGAUCCAAGCAGACUUUCUCCAUUGACGACAUUGAGGCGGUGCGGGCGGGCCGGCAGUCGGAAGGGCUCCAGAAGUACACGGAUGACCAGGUGGAGAACCGCUGCUUCUCCAUCAUCUUCAAGGGCCGGCGGAAGAACCUGGACCUGAUCGCCAGCUCCGAGGAGGAGGCCAGGCAGUGGGUCACCGCCCUGCAGAAGGUCAUCAGCAACAUGCGCAACCUCAACCGCCAGCAGAACACCGAGCACUGGAUCUACAACUGCAUGCGCAAAGCAGACAAGAACAGCGACAGCAAGAUGAGCCUGAAAGAGCUGAAGCACUUCCUGCAGCAGGUGAACAUCGAGGUGGACGACGACUACGCCCAGAUGCUGUUUGAGAAAUGUGACCGUUCCAAGUCAGGCUACCUGGAGGGGCCUGAAAUUGAGCAUUUCUACAAACUCCUGACUGAGCGGGAGGAGAUCGAUGUCAUCUAUGGGCAGUACGCCACGACAAACGGCCAAAUGAGCAGCACGGACCUGCUCAACUUUCUGCUCAAGGAACAGCGGGAAUCUUCCUCUGUAGAUGAUGCCCUCAAGCUCAUUGAGAAGUACGAGGUGGACGACACAGCCAAGGAGAAGCAGCACAUGACCCAGGACGGCUUCCUGAUGUACCUGCACAGUCAAGAAGGUUUGAUCUUUAACCCUGCCCACAAGGGGCUAUACCAGGACAUGACUCAGCCCCUCAACCAGUACUUCAUCUCUUCCUCCCACAACACCUACCUGAUGGAGGACCAGUUGAAGGGGCCUAGCAGCACUGAAGCCUACAUUCGGGCGCUGAUGAAGAGCUGCCGCUGUGUUGAGCUGGACUGCUGGGACGGGUCACAGGGUGAACCGGUCAUCUACCACGGCUACACCCUGACCUCCAAGAUCCUCUUCAAAGAUGUCAUCAAAGCCCUGAAGGAGUACGCCUUCAAGACCUCAGAGUACCCUGUGAUCAUCUCCCUGGAGAACCACUGCAGCUUGGAGCAGCAGAAGCUCAUGGCCCAACACAUGACCUCCAUCCUGGGCAGUGCUCUUGUCACAGCACCCCUGGGGGAAGAGAUGCCCACAGACUUCCCCUCUCCUGAGGACCUGAAAGGCCGGUUCCUGAUCAAAGGAAAGCGUCUGAACAAACUGGAUGCCUUCUAUACCACUGAGAACAAUGUGGAGGACGAAAGUGUGUCUGAGGACGAUGAAGCUGCAGAAGCAGAGGGGAAUGAGGAGAAAAAACCCAAGAAGAAGACCAAGCUGAAACUGGCGAAGGAGCUUUCUGAUAUCGUCAUCUACUGCAAGAGCGUCCACUUCAAUGGCUUUGAGGAUGCUACAGACAACCGGGCCUUCUAUGAGAUGUCGUCUUUCAAAGAAGGAAAAGCCGUAAAGCUGGCUGAAGAGUCAGCAAAUGAAUUCAUUCAGCACAAUAUCAGCAAGCUGAGCAGAGUCUACCCUGCGGGCUCCCGAACAGACUCCUCCAACUACAACCCAGUGCCACUGUGGAACGCCGGUUGCCAGAUAGUGGCCCUGAACUUCCAGACACCCUCUGCGGAGCUGGACCUGAACCAGGGCCGGUUCCUUCCCAAUGGCUUUAACGGGUACAUCUUGAAGCCGGCUUACCUGCGGGACCCUGCCUCCGAGUUUGACCCCAUAACACUCACCAAGGGCGAGUGGCUUCAGCACAAGAUUCUACACGUCAUGAUCAUUUCAGCCCAACAGCUCCCCAAACUGAACAAGAACGCGAAGUCCGUUGUGGAUCCCCUGGUGAGAGUGGAGAUCUACGGCGUACCAGCAGACACCACAUCCAAAGAGACGGUCCAUAUUAGCAACAAUGGGUUCAACCCCAUGUGGAACGAACAGUUCCAGUUCGAGGUGUACGUGCCAGAGUUGGCCAUGGUGCGCUUUGUGGUGGAGGACUACGACUCCACGUCUCAGAACGAUCUCAUCGGACAGUACACCCUGCCCUUCACCAGUUUACAGAACGGAUACCGGCACGUUCCCCUGCUCUCAAAGAAUGGUGAUGUCAUGGCUUCAGCGGGACUGUUUGUGCACAUGAUGGCGGUUGAUGCCCAAUAAGCCCCGCCCUCUCCUGUUCCCCAGAUCUAAAAGCCAAAAUCUGUGUGCUUUCCAAAGGAAUUCCACACAACCUGUUUUUACACACUGCAGUCAUCUGUAAUUUUUUUAACCUUUUUUCUUAUUCUCAGAAUCAACAGAUGCAAAGUCAUUUUGGUUACUCAGUUUGCUGUUUUUAGAAAUAGAUUAGUUUUAGUAUGCUUCUAAUGAAAUGUUGUGUUUAUAGACACAGAGAUAUUAGUAGGACUCAGAAAUGAAAGAUUUUAAAGACAUGUGGAUGUCCACGGGAUUCAAAAUGCUGUUAUAGGCACAGGGAUAUCAACAGGAUUCAGAAUGCUUGACGUUAAAGAAACACUACACCACUGAAUCUUGCCCAGUUCUUGCGCUAACAAUCAUGUCGGUUCACAGUCCAGAAGAGACACGCUAAUUAGAUCAGACUUAGCGUCACUGAUGAUUGCUAUUGCAAUUAUAAUAACGCAGCUCACCAGAAACUGAAUAUGCUCUUACAAUUCAUGUGUUUUUGUUAGUUUAUUGUGAUUAUUCAGCAUAAAUUACAAACAUGAUUACAAUCAUAGCAUACUAAAAGGAACAAAUACUCUGGGAUACAGAACUUUUUGCUCAUAUGACUGUUUUUGAUGUGUUUAUAGCUAUCACCUAUGUCCAUAGUUAACAAUACAUUUGAUAUGUUUUCGUAAACAUUUUGUGUGACUUGGAAUAAGCCUCUAUUUUACCAUGAUAAUCCUUUUGUUUUUUUCAAAUCAAUAUUUUAGGAAAUGAAUUUCUGAAUUGAUAGUCUACUCACUGCUUUUGAUAUUCAACACUAAACUUGGUAUUAUAAUCAAGGAUCCUAUCUCAAAGAUAGUUUCACAGACCCAGACUAUUUGAUGAUCUUUGAAGCCAAACAUGGAAGAAAAGGGCCUGUCAGAGUGCCAUCUAAACACCUGAAUAUUCUUUAGCCUUCAAAGACAUGGUGGAUUUAUACUGAUAUUGGACUCAUGGUGAUCAACCAUUCUCUAUCAGGUUCUUAGAAUAUUAAGAGUCAGGGUCUGUGAAAGCAGGUAUUUGCCAAUAAAAGACUUGUAUCAGUA